Ceutorhynchus assimilis (cabbage seed weevil) is the source of this 726-nucleotide messenger RNA. NCBI's taxonomy places the organism in Eukaryota, Metazoa, Arthropoda, Insecta, Coleoptera, Curculionidae. The record is from the annotation of a GenBank genome assembly.
AUGGAUACCCAAAGUAGUAACGAAGAGCCUGAAAGUCAGCUUUCGCAACGUGGCGCUCGGCCAAAAUCAAGGAUGGCCCUCGGCCUCCUUAUUGAGGCAGUUCAACAGUACCCCUAUUUAUAUGACUUGUCUCACAAGGUGUACAAGGAUGCCAAGAAGAAGCAGUUAGCCUGGCAGCAAAUAGCUAAUUUGCUAAAAUGUAGUGUAAAAUUAUUUAAUGAGGAUGUCAGAAAAAACAGAAAAUUAUUAAGCUAUCUUAAAGAUGUAACGAGUUUUUUGGCAAAGCAAGAGCUAUCUUUCAGAGGCCACGAUGAGACAUUUGAUUCAUUUAAUUCUGGAAAUUUUCGAGAGGUUUUUAAUUUAAUUACAAAAAGGGAUUUGGAGAUGCAGGAACAUUUGAAAAAAAUUGGAAAUAUAUUUUCUGGAUUAUCUAAGACCAUUCAAAAUGAUUUAAUUAAUUGUAUUUCGGAGCAUGUUAGAGAAACAAUAAAUAAGGAAAUAAGCGAAGCUCUAUUUUUAGCAGUACAGGCAGAUGAUACUACAGACAUAAUGGAAAAAUCACAGUGCGCUAUUUCUGUUAGAUAUGUUUCCAAAAAUGGUGAAAUUAGAGAACGAUUUCUAGGAUUUCACGACGUGAGCGCCGAUAGAACUGCAGAUGCAUUGUAUAACUUAAUCACGGGAAUUUUAACUCCAUUUGACUAUAAAAAUAAAUUAGUCGGCCUAUGA